Agelaius phoeniceus (red-winged blackbird) is the source of this 1179-nucleotide messenger RNA. RefSeq names its product interleukin 15 (gene IL15). Gene Ontology annotation, cellular component: extracellular region. Gene Ontology annotation, biological process: immune response; positive regulation of tyrosine phosphorylation of STAT protein; positive regulation of T cell proliferation. Gene Ontology annotation, molecular function: cytokine receptor binding; cytokine activity. NCBI's taxonomy places the organism in Eukaryota, Metazoa, Chordata, Aves, Passeriformes, Icteridae. The record is from RefSeq and is a predicted model, not a curated record.
AAUGGAGGAGGGGGUGGAGCAUUUGCUGGUGUCACUUGUGCAAACCUUAUCCUAACUUCUGUGUUGUGUCGACUUGCUGCUCAGCACUCCGAGACUUGCCCCAAAAUGUAGUUUUCUGACACAGAUGCUGUGCUUCUCCUCUGAGUAUUGGUCCAGCAGGCAGGAUGCUGGGGACAGCACGGCCAACACAAAACUCUGCUGGAGCACUGAGCAGGCUGCAGAGUCAGAAAACACACCUGAAAAGUAUUUGUCUGCAGUAUCUGCUUCUGAACAGCCACUGCUUUUGCCUUUUAAAGAAUGAAAUGGGACUAAUCAUCUUCUUCCUAUGUGCUUAUGUACCAAAGACAGAAGCAGAUCGUUGCAAGUGGGAAGAAGUUCUGCAAGAUUUGCAAACGAUCAAGACGUCCAAAGAUAUUGAUGUCAGUUUAUACACUGCAAACGCAGAUGAGGAUGAAGAAUGCCAAGAACUUGUAAUGAGGUGCUUUUUCUUAGAGACAGAAGUGAUAUUUCAAGAAUGCCGUAUCAAAAAUUGUAGUAAAACACAGGAUGUGUGGAACAUAUGGAAAAAUGGAAAUGACAGCUUCAAAAAAAACAAGUUGGCUUCCACAAAAUCAGAAAAAUGCAAAGAAUGUGAAGAAUAUGAAGAAAAAAAUUUUACAGAAUUUGUACAAAAUUUUGAAAAGGUUAUACAAAGGGAUUGCAAACACUGGUCAAAAAGACAUAAGCUGGGAAACAAGAUUCUUACAUGAAGACUCUCAGAGAAAUUAGAUGAUGACCAAAAAUAAACCAGAAAAAAAAUUUAUAAUCCUGUUGGCUAUCUCUUAAUAUAUCUGUUUCUAUUGUGGUUUUCAGGUAAGCUCAAUUACUUCUUCUGUCCAAGAACUCAAAGUCAAAAAUUAGAAUAUUUAUGUGAAGACUCUUCUUUGCCUUUUCCCCCUUUUGUACAAUGGUAGCAUAAGGGCAUUAAAAAUUAACUCCAGUUUUCUCACAGAAGGUAAAGCUGGUGCUUGGUUCUCAUAGCCAACAACAACAUGUUCUGUUCCUUCAUUUGUUACCUCUAACAUGACUUUAUUCAUUCCUGUAAUGACUACAACUCCUUUAUUGAUUACCAAACAUUUCAAUUGAGAUGUCAGCCAAAGCAGUGUUAAUUUAAUUCUCUGAAUAAAGUAAGUGACCAAG